AUUCCGAAGCGCUGCCUCUUAUAGAUUUAGGUUUUCCUCUCUUUCCCGACUUGUUUUUACUCCAGCGUCUCUCUCCUCCUCCUUUCCAUCGUGACCCCUCUCUUUCUACUUCGAGAAAUUCUCAAGUUCCUGAUCGCUUAGCUCUUCGCUUCAAGUCGACUAAUUUUUUUCGGUAUUUCUCCUGGGCUUUGUUUUUGAUCACAAUCUCGUAGGCUUGGCGCUCUUUUUUAGUGGAGCUUAUCUUUGAUCAGCAUGGAUUUUACAUUUGAAAAUCCAGGGUGGGUUUUCUCUCAAAAAGAAAAUUCAUCUUGGGCUGACAACGUAUACCAGAAGGUAGAAAAAAUUCGUGCCAAUAAAAUGGUUCAGGUUCCUUGCAAAUAUGUUAAUGUAAUGGGUGAACAUGUUAAAAAGUUCCUUGACGAGGUUGACGAAUGGCUUGACCCUUCUAGUAAUCAUGCUAAAGAGACAGAUUUUGAUAAAUCUAGUGAUACUGAUUCAACAACAGAGCUUUGGAAGAAAUCAAGUGAAAGAGUUGAUGAAAACAACUUAAAUGAGUUAGCAACUUCUGCCAUAGAGGAGCCUAUUAUUUCUUCAAUGGAAGAUAUGAAACUAGUCACACCCCCUGAUGUAGCCCAAGAUACUCUAAGCAACGAACGUGAAAAGGAACAAAUUCCAGCUGAAGCUACAGAUUCUAGUUGCACAGGUGUGGAUGGAAAUUAUAGGAAACUUGCGGAUGCAUUCACAUCUUCUGACUUCACAAGUGCUCUAUCAACUGAUGAAGCCCUUCCAUCAGAGUCCCGUAAAAAAAAUAUGGUUCUUGAAGAAAGGUUCAUGUUGUCAGGCAAUAAUGCAUCAACUGAAAUAUGCAAUGUCAUUGUAGGCACCUCUACAUCUAGGGGCAUAGCAUCUCUUGUGCAUUCUCUUGGAAAUGAACAUCAGCAAAAAUUUGGAACUAAUAGAUCAGAGGCUGAUGUGCAAUUACCAGAAUCUGCUGUUUCAGAAAUUUCAGACCUCUCUGCCAGGGAAAGCUUGUUCAACAGUACUGAUCUGGAUGACCUGAGCACAGAACUCGGAGAACUUGAAGAUGUAGAUCUUCAGGAUAGCUGGGAUGAUGACGAUGAAGACUAUGAACUUGCUUUGGUCUCAUGUCAGGAAUUCAAGAAUAGGUCAUACAAGAAAAAACUCAGGGCUGCUAUAAUUUCAAAACUGCGACCGUUGAAGGAUUAUGGGCAGGCAGCAUAUUGGCACCAGGAUAACAGUAAGCGAAUGCAAGACAGGCAAGGAAUUACUGCUGCUUCUAUUCACGAUACCAUGGAGGCUGACUGGGAGUUCCUGUAAGGUUGUGAGAAGCUGCUAACUAGGCAUUCCAUCUAAGCGAGCUAUUUCUCUGCCAUGAUGCUGGCUAUGCAGUCCGAUAGAUUAAUAAUAAGCCAUGCUCAAUUCAUUAUACGAGCCAAUUUGCAAAAAUACUUGCCACACGUUUGUGCUUCCCUUUCUGGGGGCCUUAAGAAAAAAAAAAACUUUCAUUAGGAACUUUAUUGCAACUAAAGUUUUUUGUUCAUAUAUAUUAGCAUGGCGUUUUGUGUAGCCAUCAUUUUUUUAGUUUUUUUAGUUAUGCAAUCAGAGUUCUCAAUAUUACAAAUUUAAAGCUAAUAUCGGUUCAUGCUUAAAAGAAAA
Molecule: messenger RNA, 1677 nt
Organism: Elaeis guineensis (African oil palm)
Lineage: Eukaryota; Viridiplantae; Streptophyta; Magnoliopsida; Arecales; Arecaceae
Source: RefSeq, a predicted model, not a curated record